Molecule: messenger RNA, 8984 nt
Organism: Mizuhopecten yessoensis (Yesso scallop)
Lineage: Eukaryota; Metazoa; Mollusca; Bivalvia; Pectinida; Pectinidae
Product: glutamate receptor U1-like
Exons: 15
Coding region: 813-3392 (859 amino acids)
Biological process (GO): synaptic transmission, glutamatergic; modulation of chemical synaptic transmission; monoatomic ion transport
Cellular component (GO): postsynaptic membrane; plasma membrane
Molecular function (GO): transmitter-gated monoatomic ion channel activity involved in regulation of postsynaptic membrane potential; glutamate-gated receptor activity
Source: RefSeq, a predicted model, not a curated record
UAUGUGUUUUAAUGUUGUUUGAAUAUAAACAAUUCUUGGAAUGUACCGAAAUUGUGAUUAUCCAGCAAAGGUAUGUCUUUAAUAACAAUUGAAGCUUGUAGAAAAUGUAUUCCAAUGCUCGGUUGCAAAGAAUAUUGUUUCAUUGCAGAUUGAAGUCAUACUAGAUAAUAUCAUCGGCUAACGGAAGUGAGGAGAAGCACAGCUAGAAAUGUGUAUAGCAUAGGGAGAGAGCCGGUGUUAUCAGUGGCAACAUCUGUAUACAUAAACUGUUAUCGAUGAUGUGUGGAUUUUUAUAUAUAGUAUUAUAUAAAAUCGGUUUACCUUUAUGCCUAAACAUAGGGAGGGCAGUUUCCUAGUUGUAGGAGGCUUCACAUAUUUACAUUUGCUACCAAACAGGAUUUACUAUGAGGAGCCAGUACGUAGACUGCUCUAUCGCUAUACAGCGACGGGCUAUAGAGACCGGUCUAACACAAAAGUAGUACCAGAGAAAGCUCGUGCCAUCGUGUAGCUGGCUAUGUGUUCAUCACACCCAUAUUGAAGGAAAUGACGAUGAUACCGUGUCAACAGUGAAGAGGUUACGCCAUAUAGAUAGUUAUGUGUUCGUUUCGGUGUUGAAACGUGUUCAACGAUGAACCCCUGUCAACAUUGAAGAGGUGAUACCGUUUCUGUGUGAUUAUGAUAUUGAAAAGGACAUCGACGGCGAUGAACCCUUGUCCAUAUUGAAGAGGAACUGGUCAUGUCUCUAGAUCGAUGCUGAUGGGGGUUAGAACUCCCUAAAUUUACCCUUUGUAAGGUUUUACGGAGCUUUAGGUAUGCGUUUCACAGGAAUUUUAACACUGGUCUUUCUAGCCGACAGUAUAUACGGAACUGAACAGCAAGACAUCAGAAGAGUUGGUAUCCUCCACCCAAGCCAAACUUCCGUAUUUGUCCUAAUCGAUGACCUCCUGAUUCGAAUGGGCACAAACAUCACAGUAACCUAUAUCAACUCCACAUUCAGCGGUGACAAUCUCGAUCAAUACCAAACCGCAGACGAAAUCGUAAAAACUCUCAAGAUAUCAGCAUUAAUUGGACAUUUUAGUGAAACAUUUGCAGUCGCUACAGAACAUAACCGGAUACCUUAUUUUGUGACAAACAUGGUUCCCUGGGAUUGGCGCCAGCACCGAUUUCUUAUUCGGAUUAUUCCUGACACUAGUGUAUACCGCAUGGCCAUCUGUGACAUCCUAAAGUAUUUCAAUUGGAUGCGAGUUGGAAUUUUAUAUGACAACGAUGCUGCGUCGCAAGUUGUGAUUAACUUAAUAGGAAAUUAUACGGAUAGGAUCAAGGCAUUCGACAUUCGCUAUAACAGUACGAGUGCUAAUGUGAGAUUAGCACUAAAAGAACUAAGAGAUAAUUAUUAUGAGAAAUUCAUCAUUCUGUGCUCUUCCAAGAAUGCGGACAUUGUCUUAACUCAAGCGUUGUAUUUAAGUUUACUUUCCCGUCCAAAUACAUGGCUGGUUGUUAACAUGGUAGUGGACGACAUAGCCUUAGAUAAGUACAUAGAUUCCAGAGCCAACAUGACGUCUUUGUCACUCAUGCUUGACGCCAACACUAGCUUCUGUGCCUUGACCGGGUCGAACUGGACACUGACCAAUGCUGUAUACCACGACUCAUUAAAAAUUUAUCAGGCAAUGCUUGACUUCAACAACGGAUCAGGCAGAUUUGCAAUGCUCAAGACACUACGACAGCAUGGCGAGUCUGGAAAUUUCCUCGAAAACGAAAUAACCAUUGAUGGGUGCACAGGACAUGUAGAAUUUACAAAAGCGGGCAAGAGAAAAGAAACAUUUCUCAGGAUGUCUACACUUGCAACUCUGAAAAAUGGCACAACGAAUGACACUGAUUACCAGAGUACUUUAUUUCAGUCAGGAACAUGGAGAAGUCUUAAGGAUACCAUGCAUAAGCGGAUCGAACCGUCCAGAUCGUACGACAGUGUGAUGAGAAUGGGCGAUGACAUAUUUAGCAACGAACCACUUCGAAUUACAACUAUCAUCGAGCCUCCCUUUAUCCAAUGGAAGAAUGACACUCCACUGUCACACCCAAUUUACAACUUAAACGACCACCUCGAAGGUUUCUGUAUCAGCGUGCUAGACGAAAUGGCCAAGCUGUUGGAUUUUACGUACAAUCUGACAUUAGUACCCGAUGGCAAAUUUGGCAGUUUGAAAUCCCACGGGUGGACAGGGAUGGUCAGAGUCUUGUUUGAAAAGGAAGCCGACAUAGCCCUUGCUCCAUUCCAAAUCACGCCAAAAAGAUCAAUGGCUGUGGAUUUUACCAAGCCGUUCAUGACAAAAGGAACUAGUGUUGUUGUGAAAAAACCGGACAGAAGUGUGUCACCAUUUCAGUUUUUAUCCCCACUGUCAAAGUACGUGUGGAUAGCAAUAUUUUUGUGUUUCGUGACUACGGCUUUAAUGCUGUUUGCUACAAGUCGUGUGAAUAACGACAGAAAACCGAAGUGUAUGCACAAUCUUAGAGAAAGUUUUUGGUACAUUUGGGGAACUAUCCUACGUGGAAAUUUAACUGGUUCCCCAACUGGGAUAUCUAGUAGAAUCGUAAGUUCUGCGUGGUGGUUUUUCUCUUUAAUUAUAAUUUCUAUAUAUACUGCUAAUUUAGCUGCGUUUUUAACUAUAUCCAAUGCACAUAUACCUAUAGACUCGGCUGCUGAUUUAGCUGAUCAGACAGACUUCGACUACGGUACUGUGGAUGGAAGUCAAAUAGAAAACUUCUUUAAGCAUACAAAUAUAUCGCAUUAUGCAAAGAUGUGGGCACAUAUGCACUUGCUCUCUAAGGAAUCCAUGGUGAGAAGAGUUGAAAAUGGAUUCGACCGAGUGUUGAGAGAGAAAUAUGCCUUCUUAUGGGAUUCGCCCGUUGUAAGACAUCACAUAGCAAACGACUGUGGACUCACGGAAAUUGGGAGCCCAUUCGAUUUGAAAGGAUAUGGAAUAGCUACUCAGAAGGGUUCCAUUUACACUGAACAAUUGUCUUGGGCAACACUGAAGCUUAAUGAUGAAGGCAUUCUAUAUCGUUUGGAAGGAAAAUGGUGGCGCCGGCCGAAUUGUCCCGAUCCCCGCCAGAGUGCCAAGAGUAAAGCUAUAGAGAUCAAUGUGGCUUCCGGAAUGUUUAUCGUACUUCUAGGUGGAAUCGUACUCUCUAUACUAGUGUUUUUGGGAGAAAUGGUUUAUUACAGAGCAAGGUCAAAGAGCAAAAAACCAAUUGAAGAGCGCGAGGAAAACAAUAUUCACAGUUCCGGAAAUCACGUGGGUAACAACGCGGAGACAAGCAGUAAGGACGAUGAGGUACGUACAGUUCUGUCGCGUACAUUAAGCAUUGGUGAGAACUGCGUACACAACCGCUGGGAGUAGUGUUCACCUAUGACAGAUACGGACAGCGUACAUAUGUACCUGGCAGUAUGAAUGUGGUGUGCAUCUGAUGCCCUGAACACCGGUCCAGAAUAAUUGAUAUUACUGAUGAUUACGUGAUAUUUAAGAAUGAGUAUGGCGGUGAUUGAAGACACAACUGAGGGCGAAUAUGUAUGUACAAUGAACACUAUUUGAAGAACGAACAUAUAUGUACUGUUUGUUGUUAUAUUUACCAAGUUUUUUUUUAAAUUUUAAUUCAUUUUGGCCAAAAUUAUUACAUAUAAAUAUAUAUUGAAAGAAGAGUACGAUAAAACAUAGUGAUGUAAAAGGGAUGGAGACAGAGAGGUAUUGAAUAUUAUUGUAUGGAAAAUGUGUACUCACCUUCCUAAUAUACUUUUAAGUACUCGAAUGGUAUUAGUUGUGCAAUCGUUAACAUGCAUUUAUGUUGACAACUCUUGAUAUAUGAUGUUUAUUUAAUUUCUUAAAACCACUUGGAUAAUCGUGAAAGCUAGAAUAACUGCUGUUUUAAUCACGUUGGCAAUUGUGAAUGCUGAAAUAACUGCUGAGUUCUUUUAAUUUAUGAAAGAUACAAUAGACAAUAUAAAAAUCUCAUUAUUCCUCAAUUCCUCAAUUAAAUUGUUAAAUACAACGCGGAUAAGGUUGUAGAAAUCCUGAGAACGCAGUCGGAAUCCACUCUUCACUGUAAAUACCAGUUGUUGCUUUUAAAAACUAAAAAAAUGCUAUUACAGUUUCAAUAUUUAGUUUUAUCAGUUUGCUUCAUCCUCGUAGCCAUGUUUACAGUUUAUGCACAAAAAUAUGUUGUUAACGAUAAAAGCUAACACGAAGAAAAUUACUUUCAAAAAGGAAAAAACAGAACCCUAAAGGGACAAUUUUACAUGCGCUUCUUUGCAUUGGAAAGUUGGACAUUUUUUUUUGUUCUCAUAAACACAUUUAUCAAACAUAUUUCUUGGCUUACUUUUUAAAUACUCUGACACGGAAACAUAAGCUAUAUGAGAGUUUUUAGAUUUUCCACAUUUAACAUUUUCGAGUCUAAGUCUUUCUUAUAAAAAAAAGCAAACUCAGGGAAUAUGUUAAAUAUCGUGACAAACCAGGUAUGACCAAAGAAAAACAAUGUAACCAUGUGUUAGCAGAGAAAUCUAUCAAAUACUGUACCUAUAGUCUGUAAGCGUUACUAUUUCAUUGGUUAUACAAUUUGCAAUUUCGCACACAGCACGUUUCGUGUUUGUACUAUUUCACGAUAUAGGCAUUUUCAUUUUUGUAUUCGAUUUAUUCCUAAAGUGACCAUGCAAAUUCAAUAGAGUUUAAGAAUAUAACUAAUGUUGGACAGUGUUAAUGGACGGUUUUAUCAGUUAAACUUUCAUUUUGUAUUUCUUUCUACAUUUGAUUAUGAAUAAAAAAUGAUCAAAUGUGUAUUUGCGUGUUUGGCUUGUAUGCCCGAUUAAAUAUGUGUAUUUGUGUAUGUAUGGCUUUGGUGUUAUAGAAAAUUAUGUUUCUGUGAAAUAUGAUUGAGAUAAUGAUGUAUUAUUUACAUCAACAUGUUAAAAGAGCAUAUAUGGUCGAAAUGUAUGAUAAACAGUUACAUUGUAAUACCAAAGACCGCGCUUUGCAUUUACCCCAAUAUCACAGAAUCAAGAAGACCUCUAACCAGACUUAUUACUAGAAGUCAAUUUUUUUUUCAAACAUUUUACUUCCCCAGUACAUUUAGGAUACUACUGAGGUUGGGGAGCCCCGGGAUCAGCAUCUUCACAAGCAUGUGUCCUCAUACAAGACACAAAGUCGGUUUGACAUUUUUUUCUAUGUGUCCCCGUACAAUUACUUACUAGUAAUUAUAUUAUUAUUUCUUUAUUUUCACUGUCUUCUUUAACACUUAUACUUACAUUCAUACUUACAUUCAAAACUAACGUACAAAUUAUCCUUACAUAAAUAAAUGCAUGCAUUCCCUUUGCCGCGCCUCCAGGUAAAUUAAUUGAAGCCAAGUCUUACCAUAAGGAUCAUUGGCGCUGACAUGACAAAAGAAUAUUUUAUUUGUUUCACUGGUACAAAAUAGUUUAUAUUCCAUAGGAAAGAUGACUGAUUUAUCAAUUACCUUUUAUAUUAAGUUCCUCAAUAUUAAAAUAAUACUGUUAUCUAACUUUAAAACAAAGGUCGAUGUUUCAUCUUAGGUUAAAAAUGACGUUGAUAUAUAUUCAUUAGUUCCAAGCUUUAAUAAUAUUAAGUCGUUUUGACAUUUUUUUCCAUUUCCAUUCAGAUGGAAGGAUAGAUAGAGACCAUAUUAAAAUAACAUCUAUAGAACGGUGAUUCAGAUACAAUAUAAACUUUAAAAUCAUGGCCAGUCAAAAUCAGUAUUUAUGCGAAUACAUGUAUAUAUAAAAAGUUGUUUUGUUUUAUCAUUGUUUAGAAAAUACUCAUUUCAUUUUUAAAAGGGCCUAAAUAACCAAAUCGUUAAGCCUGUUCUUAUAAAACAAUAGGUAAUAGCUGUCUUUGUGUAAAAGUACAGAUGUACAUGUAUAACUAUAAAUCAUGAUCGAUAACGUUUUCUUCAUUACAUUUUGUUUCCUGACUUUAAAUAUUGAAAUGUCGUUUUAUACAGAUGCUAUUAUUCAAUGAUAUAUUAGAUUGUUUGUUAAAACGUAUGAAAAAAAAUGUGUAUGCAUUAACAUCGUUUGUCUAUUAACUAAUUCCAUCAAAACCACCAUAUCUUAUUGAACACUAUGUAAAAAGCUACCAAAUGUUCAAAACAGCAAAACAGAUUUAGCAAUGACUCAAAUGAUUAAAAGAUGUUUUCUAUCAUCCCGAUUGAUAAUUCGUCCGUGGCCGGGUUAUGAAAAUGUUGCGAGUGUUAGGUUUGACCUCAUCACACCAAACAUAAUAUCAAGUGACAAGGUAAAUACUGUAGACAGACUCAUUUUGAUGGUUCGGUCAAUCUUUUGUCAGCAUCCAAGGGGGUGUUUUUAUCUGGACAUAAAAUGUAAACCGGUGCCUAAAUAUCACUUAUUUUGUAUUAAAUUAUAUAUACCAAAUUGAUAUCGAAUCACGUGAGUGAUACUAUCAACAGCUGAACGAUCAGCAUCGUGAAUCAACAUUGAAUACUACUCACAAACAGGACUUUGUUGUUUUUAGAAGAACUUCAUGUUCUUUUUAUUGUAACAGACAUUUGAUACACAUGGUUUAAUCGAUCGAGCAAAUCUACGUGGUUUAUUGAUAGGAACAGCUAUUUCAAAUGUAAUACCCUCAAACGGAAACUAUAUCCAAAACAAAUACAUUAAUCAAAUUUCCAACGUGUGUGCAGUCAUGAUGCAUAACAUUAAUAGAUACACGAAUUUUUGAUAGAAGAGAGAAUGCAUUUCAUUUGGUAUCUUAUUCAAUAGCACCAUAACCAAAUCUGACAACCUGCCAAAAGAAAGGGAAGUAUGUGAACAUUAAACCAGAAUUUCCCUGAUAUAUUUUGUCUAUUUUCACAUUUAAGCUGACAAUGAUUUGAACAAUUAGUCCUAAGUUGCCAUUGAAUUUGUAUGAAUGGAUAUUAGAAUACAUGUACAACAAUACGAAACUUUGAGAGAUGAAACAGUAUGCAUUUUGAGAUGAAUAACCGGUUAUUUUGUUAUUUUAAUGAAUGUAUUGUAUUUUUCAUUUUUAUAUACUAUUUUCUAUCUUUUCCCUGAAUUUUGUAAAUUGACUGCGUAACUCCAUAAUAUUGUCAAAGAAUCUGAUUCAGACAAAAGGAAUAUGGUCAGUAAAAAACGAUUGUCAUGAUAUUUUGCUGUUAGUGCUAGUAUCAACUUUUGCUUAUGUUUAGAUUAACAUAGGUACGCGCUUAUGUUUACAUUGAUAUAGGUACGUGAUUAUGUUUACAUUGAUAUAGGUACGUGCUUAUGUUUACAUCGAUAUCGGUACGUGCUUAUGUUUACAUUGAUAUAGGUACGUGCUUAUGUUUACAUCGAUAUCGGUACGUGCUUAUGUUUACAUUGAUAUAGGUACGUGCUAAUGUUUACAUUGAUAUAGGUACGUGCUUAUGUUUACAUUGAUAUAGGUACGUGCUUAUGUUUACAUUUAUAUAGGUACGUGCUUAUGUUUAGAUUGAUAUAGGUACGUGAUUAUGUUUACAUUGAUAUAGGUACGUGCUUAUGUUUACAUUUAUAUAGAUACGUGCUCAUGUUUAGAUUGAUAUAGGUACGUGCUUAUGUUUAAAAUUGUAUUUAUAUGUGCUUAUGUUUACAUUGAUAUACGUACGUGCUUACGUUUACUUUGAUAUAGGUACGUGCUUAUGUUUAGAUUGAUAUAGGUACGUGCUUAUGUUUACAUUGAUAUAGGUACGUGCUUAUAUUUACAUUGAUAUAGGUACGUGCUUAUGUUUACAUUUAUAUAGGUACGUGCUUAUGUUUACAUUGCUAUAUAGACGUGCUUAUAUUUACAUUGAUAUCGGUACGUGAUUAUGUUUACAUUGAUAUAAGUACGUGCUUAUGUUUUCAUUGAUAUAAGUACGUGCUUAUGUUUACAUUGAUAUCGGUACGUGCUUAUGUUUACAUCGAUAUCGGUACGUGCUUAUGUUAACAUUGAUAUAGGUACGUGCUUAUGUUUACAUUGAUAUAGGUACGUGCUUAUGUUUACAUUGAUAUAGGUACGUGCUUAUGUUUACAUUGAUAUAGGUACGUGCUUAUGUUUACAUUGAUAUAGGUACGUGCUUAUGUUUACAUUGGUAUUACUACGUGUCUUUUAUUUGUAUUUAAAGAUGUUGUGUAAUAGGUGAUUGAAGUAAUGUAAAUGCGAAUGGAGCUUCAUUUCAUCGACAAAUUCAAUUUCAAACACGGGACGACGUAUCAAUCAAGAUGGAAUUCUAUUUACAUAUAUCAAUUGUAUAAUAUCAUGAUUACCGCAUGCUGUUUUAUCUGUGAUCAAAAUUCUAUUAUAUAUUGCUGGUAUAUAUUGAUACUGUACAUAAUGCAUUUGUUAACAUAGGUUAUCUUUAACAUGGAAUGUCCAGUACAAAGAUAACUGUGCAAGUCCCUUUCAUUAUUUUAUUUUUCUUUUAAAUUUGUCGAUUGGUCAGUUUUCACAAAAGAUCAAACAUUAAUCCUCACCAAUAAAAAACAUCGAUGCAUGGGAACUUCGUUAAGUUAGAGUUUGGUAUUCAUGAGUGAUCCAUUUCCGGAUGAUAAUAGUAACGCGUAGUAACUUAUAUGUCAGAAUAACUGUUCCAUUUAACCAAAAUACGUAUCUUUCAUGAUUUUACUGAAACUACAAUACACUGUCUGCAUUAACAAAGCUCCAUUGUAUAUAACACUUGUAUUAUAAACUAUCCAGAUCGUAUCAGAAUAUGAGGAAGGUUUCAACGUCGUUGGUAAUGUCUUUUCCUAUGGAUACAACAGUCUGUCUCAUUAUCACUAAGUUAAUCUUGGUCAUUUUUUAUUGUACAUUACGAAUUAAUUGAUUCCAAAGUCAAUAUGGUGAAUGUGAUUAAAGGGCAAGACCUCCGGGUAACCCUCGGGUCACGAUUAUUGUAUUUAAGGUCACCGGCUGAUUAAAGGAGAAUGUUAUUAUUAUCUAGACCAUGUGCCUUAAUAAACCAUUAUACAA